Nymphalis io (European peacock) is the source of this 5094-nucleotide messenger RNA. It is a transcript of the gene Mer, whose product is annotated as merlin. Gene Ontology annotation, cellular component: plasma membrane; filopodium; cytoskeleton. The record is from RefSeq and is a predicted model, not a curated record. Bases 250 to 2070 code for a protein of 606 amino acids. Gene Ontology annotation, molecular function: actin binding; cell adhesion molecule binding. NCBI's taxonomy places the organism in Eukaryota, Metazoa, Arthropoda, Insecta, Lepidoptera, Nymphalidae. Gene Ontology annotation, biological process: positive regulation of protein localization to early endosome; positive regulation of early endosome to late endosome transport; regulation of cell shape. The transcript has 12 exons.
CGGAACGGCUGCGUUAGUUUUUCAGAAUAUUUUUUUUUUUAUUCACCUCGCAUUCUUGUUUCAUUGACGUUCCUCUUGUUUGUAAAUAAUAACCGCUGGAAAUAGUAUGCGAUGUGAAAUUACGCGCAUUCUUCGAUCGAGUGUACAUUACGUAAACCUUAGCUUGCAAGUUAAUUAAAGUAUGUUAAUAGGAACCUAACCUAUAGAUAGGAUCGUAGUUUUCGUUUAGUAAAGAAAUGAUACGGGAAAAUGCCGCCCUUUAGGAGGAAGAAAGCUGCCAAGUCGUUCCCAGUGAAAGUUUGUACUUUGGACGCGGAGUUGGAGUUCAACCUUGAGUGGCGAGCAACUGGUAGAGAUUUAUUUGAUUUGGUAUGCAGAACCAUAGGAUUAAGGGAAACAUGGUUCUUCGGAUUACAGUUCGAGGAUACGAAGCACUUUAUAAGCUGGCUGAAGUUGGAUAAAAGGGUACAAGAUCAAUGUGUCUCUCAAAUGCCGGGCACUCCAUUUAUGCUCCUCUGCAAACUAUAUCCUGAAGAUGUGGCAGAGGAGCUUAUUCAAGAGGUCACACAGCAUCUCCUCUUUCUACAAGUGAAGCAGGCUAUACUCAGUAUGGACAUAUACUGCCCUCCGGAAGCGUCUGUACUUCUUGCAAGCUAUGCAGUGCAGGCUAAGUAUGGUGAUUAUGACGAAAGCGCUUCCAAGCCCGGCAUGCUGGCCAGCGAAGACCUUCUCCCGCAAAGGGUGAUAGACCAGUACCAAAUGACGCCAGAGAUGUGGGAGGAGAGGAUUAAGAUAUGGUACGCGGACCACAAGGGCAUGUCACGUGACGAAGCCGAGAUGGAGUAUUUGAAGAUAGCACAGGAUCUGGACAUGUACGGGGUUAAUUAUUUUGCUAUAAAUAACAAAAAGGAAACAGACCUGUAUCUAGGUGUCACAGCUUUAGGUCUGAACAUUUACGAGAAAGACAAUAAAUUGACACCGAAGACGACUUUUCCCUGGUCCGAGAUAAAACACAUAUCGUUCGAUGAUAAGAAAUUCGUGAUCAAAUUCGUGGACAAGAGCGUCAAUAAUUUUAUAUUUUUCUCACCAAAGGGUAUGAACAAAUUGAUUUUAGAUCUGUGUAUCGGCAACCAUGAUCUUUACAUGAGAAGAAGGAAACCGGAUACAAUGGAAGUUCAACAGAUGAAGGCGCAGGCAAAGGAGGAGAAACAGCGACGUCAAAUCGAACGCAACAAGCUCGCACGAGAGAAGCAACUCCGGGAGACUGCGGAGAGGGAGCGAGCGGCCAUGGAACAGAGGCUGCUGCAAUACCAGGAGGAAAUCAGGCUGGCCAAUGAGGCUUUGCGGCGCUCCGAGGAGACGGCGGAGCUGCUGGCGGAGAAGGGUCGCGUGGCGGAGGAGGAGGCGUCGCUGCUGGCGCAGAAGGCGGCCGACGCCGAGCGGGAGAACGCGCGCCUGCGCCUGUCCGCCAUCCGCACCGAGGAGGAGAAGGUUCACUUAGAACGAAAAACUCGUGAAGCUGAGUUCCUGACGGCGCGACUGGUCGAGGAGUCGGAGAAGCGAGCGGCGGAAGCGGAGAGGCUCAAGGCGGAACUGCUAGCGGCGAAGGUCGCGGAGAAACAAGCGAAGGAGAAACUCCUCAAUUUCCUAAGCAGGACCUCGACCGGAUCGCUACCACCACCUCAGACAUCUAGUACGGUGCCGUCAUCGAUGUUCCCGUCCACCUGUUCACUGCCAGCCGAGCUGGGCGGCGAAUUGCUGCAGAACGGUUCCACGAGCGACGAAAUCAACUCCUACCAACUGGUGUCUGACGACGACCCGCACGUGCACCGACUGUCUCUGGAGAUCGAGAAAGAGAGAGUGGAGUACCUGGCUAAGUCGAAGCACCUGCAGCAGCAGCUGGACGAGCUGCGCUGCGAGUUCUCAGUGCUGCGCGUGGAGCAGAACGGCGCCACGCUGGACCGCCUGCACGAGGCGCAGGCGCGCGCCGGUGACGACAAGUACAGCACGCUGCGCCGCCUCAAGCAGGGCUCCACGCGCACCCGCGUCGCCUUCUACGAGGAGCUGUAGGCGUAGGUCGAGUCAACUUUGAUCGUUUCACAUAAUUCCAAGCAUUGUAAGUAUUGUUACUUACCUCCGUAAUGAUACGUUAACUGAACAUGGAGUACAAAGUAUUAUUAUAUAUACAAUUAACAGUGCCUUAUUAAUUAAAAAAAAACUAAAUAUGAUAAUACUGAAAUGUAUCAAAAAUCAUAGUAAAAUUACAUGUAAAUCUGUCUUAUAUGAUUAUAUGUUUACUGGCUUUUUGUAAGUAUAACAACGAUUGGUGUUGAUAGGAUUAUUUUUAUAAUUAUAAUUGUUUAUUUUUCGCGAUUCGUGGCAGCCCUAUUUAAUUUAUACUACGUUCCGAUGGCAGGCGGAGUAAACGUAAACAAACCUUACAGUAACAGCCUGUAAAUGUCCCACUGCUGGGCUAAGGCCUCCUCUCCCUUUUUGAUGAGAAGGUUUGGAGCUUAUUCCACCACGCUGCUCCAAUGCGGGUUGGUGGAACCUUAAUUCUACUUAUUCUUUGCGAUUUACUAAUAGCUCUGCUGUAUCUUCCAUUGCAAACAAAUGAAACACUAUUUCACUCAACUGCUAUAUAUCCCUUUUUAAACUUUACUUCCAAAGUAAACUAUCUCGUUGGACAUUUUUCACGAAUUCAAAAAGAACAACACAGAUUGUUUGGACACAUUUUUUCACGAAACAACAAGAACAAGAAUUAUUUAGAUCUCGACCAACAAUGUCGUAUGAUUCAAGGUCAACGACCUCGUGUCAAAGUUUAUUAACCUUUACUCCUGCUAUUGGAAAAGACUAUAGAUCUAUUCUUAAUUUAUAAUGUUUGUUGUAAUAAUAAUGUGUAUUUGAUCUUAGAUAUCAGUGAAUAAGCCAAAUUAAAAAUUGCACUUGUAUAACACGUAUGUCUUAACUUCAAUGUUAUGAAGUUAAACGUUCCAAACAAUAUAGAAGUUUUAUAAUAUUCUGACAGCUUCCUGUAAUCAUCCUAUUGCUUGGCAAAGGUAUAAUUCCCGGUCACGAGGUCACUAUUAUUCUUACAUUCUAAUUUCAAACAACUUCAGAGCGGCAAAGUUAAAAUGUUCGUGUCGUAAAACCCUAUUGAAAUGAUCUCCUAAAUUAAAAUUUAUAUACAUCGAUAUAUCUUCAGGUAAAUAGCUGAAUAAUUACAGUUAAUUAAUUGUUUAAAAUGUAAACUCUUUUUCUAGUAUUUAAUAAAUGGAAUGAGGUAUCUAUUAUAACAUUUAUUACAGCGCCAUAAUAUAUUCUGUAAUAGGUUAAAUAUUAGUAUAAUAUUGUUUUCCAUUUAAAUUGUGAUCCAUAAUAAUUUGAAAUUUAUAACAUAGAACUAAAUGUUCAAUAGUAAAAAUUAGUCCAAUUCAUAUUUACAUAACAAAACAAAAUAGUUUUUUUUUUUUUUUUUUAAAUAGAAAGUUUUUAAAAUAGUUUUUGGUCGUAACAGAUAUAUUUCGACUUGUCUUCAAACUUCACUAUUUUAAAUUAAAAAAGGACUACUAGCUUUUCGAUUAUACUACAUGCGCAAUAUGUUUGAAUGUUACAUAUAAUAUUGUUUCAACUAAUUUUUGUAAUAUUUUUUCGCAUUCAAGCUCUAUUUUGCAUCAUUUCGUGCAAAUCGAAAUACGAGUUUGCUCAGUAAAAAGUUCUUAUAAGCUCAUGUGAACGUAAAAAGUUGAAUCGUUGCGAGGCUUACGAUUUAUUUAUUUUUGACAGUUGGAAGUAUUGUCACAUUAAUAAUCAUUGGCAUAUGAAAAACUAGGAUUUUUUUUUAAAUUGAUUAUUUAUAUAAUAGAUUUGUUUUAACCACAAUAUAGUUCGGUUUAAAUGUCGAUUAUCUUCAGCUUUUGAGACGGUUAGGUUUGCGCAGUAAGCUUACUACGUGCAGAGAGUACUUUAGAAGUGUUAUAUAUUCUGUUGGAGUUUAUUAUAUAAAAAAUAUCUAUGACAUUUACCAUAAUACAAUAAGUACAUAUUGUACAGUUCCUAAAUGACUGUAUCAUUAAUACAUAGGUAAGAUCUGUUUAGUAUAUAGUUAUAAUGUAUAUAGCAUUACAUCAAUUGUUGCAUCUCGAUUCGAUUGGCAAAUAAAGCUUUAUUAAUAAUAUCACACAUGGAUAUAAGUAUAAUCAAGAAUCAAUAGAUUUUUAAUUUAAAAAAAAUAAGUUUUUUUUUUGUUUUUCGUGGAAGUUACGCACAAUUUUUGUAUAUGUGAAAUGUCAAAAUGGUCCACAACCAUUUUUUUUUUUUAAUAUAUAUAUCUAGUCUGUAGUUUUGUGUUGACGGCGUCAUAGAUAGUUCAAUUUUGUACCGGACCAUUCUAAAACGUACCUUUCAUAAUUUCAAACUAUUUUUUAAGCUUUUUUUAUAUCGUUAAUUCGAUGUCUCCUUUUAUUGUCACAGUGUUGAUUUCAGUCUUAUAAGCUUUUCAAUAAAAAUAUAUAUUUGUAACUUUCAUAUACAAUAAUCAGAAUUUUAUAAAAAAUAUAAGACAAUCGCUUUAUUGCAAUGGUCGAUGUGAACAAAAAAUUUAGCUGAAGAUUUAAUUUUUUUUUUAGCCAAGAUGCUAUUAAGUGAAUAAUUAUAAUAUUAAUAGGCUAGUUUUUAACAUGAUUAUAUAAAAUAAAACGAAUUGACGUAUAGUCUAUUUCAAUAUAAUUUAUACGAAACUAUUGAAAUAUAAUUCACUAAAUCAGUUUUAAGCUGUUUAUUUGACGUUAUUUUCUAUUGAAUUGGACUAUAUUUUGUAUAUUUAAGACUUGCAUACCCGACAAUACGUGAAUAAUAAAAUCUUGUAGUCAUCAUCUAGUAUGACCACGUAGAUGUGACUGAAGCUUUACGUUACCUCGUAUUUUCCACUUGACACUCAAGUGUAUACGAUCCUUAAUAAUUGUUUCAUAAUAAUAUACAACUGUCUUGCCUCUCUUGUUUAUUAAUAUAAUAAAUGUAAUGUAAUCAAUGUUUACGUACGUGCCUUAUAUAAAUAUAAAGAAAAUAUUUUGUAAAUAUAUUUUUACAAAAAUU